AUAAACCCUACAUUCAUUCGAUAUUUCAAUUUAGGAUCACUAGCACCUUCUUUCAUCUUCCCGAUUUGAAUUUCAGGAUCAUUGUAUGGGCGGAGGUUUUAAUAUUGUUGCGUAAUGGAUAAUUUGCUGGGUCUUCUUAGAAUUAGGAUUAAAAGAGGUAUAGAUCUAGCGAUACGUGAUUUCAAAUCCAGCGAUCCUUAUGUCGUAGUCGCAAUGGGCGACCAGACACUGAAAACCCGUAUUAUUGAUAAAGAGCUUAACCCAGUGUGGGAAGAAGAUUUGACUCUUCCUGUUGAAAAUCCAGAACUUCCAAUUAAGUUGAUGGUGUUUGACCAUGACAUAUUUACUAAAGAUGACGAGAUGGGAGAUGCCCAAUUUAGCAUCAAACCAUUUUACAAUGUAGUAAAAUCCAUAGACACUGUCCCAAAUGGGACCGUCCUCAAAACGAUAAAACCUGAUAGGAAUAAUUGUUUGUCCGAAGAAAGUUGUGUAACUUUUAAAGAUGGAAAGGUCGUUCAAGGUAUGACUCUUAGAUUGCAAAACGUUGAAUGUGGUGAAGUUGAACUCGAAUUGCACUGGAUUGAGCUUCCCAAAUAGGGUUUGGGAUGAUGGAGCUAGAGAAAGAAUGAAAUUGAAUGGUUCGUGGAAUACGAAUGAUAUAAAAAAAAGUAAAAAUUUGUUUGUUUGAUCUGAUGGAAUGGAUUUGAUUAUUUUUAUUCUUUAUGCGAGGGUGUUGUUAUUCAUUAUGUCUUUG
Molecule: messenger RNA, 754 nt
Organism: Lactuca sativa (garden lettuce)
Lineage: Eukaryota; Viridiplantae; Streptophyta; Magnoliopsida; Asterales; Asteraceae
Product: protein C2-DOMAIN ABA-RELATED 4
Source: RefSeq, a predicted model, not a curated record